UAGGGCGAGUUCAAACAGGAACUGACAAGUUCCAAAUACGAAGUUUGCAUCUCAAAUUGCCCAGCCCCGCGCGCCAGUUGAACUUUCCACGUCAAGGGUUAUUUUCUGUUUACUCCCACAUGAUUAGUCACACUAUAAAAGUGCAGUCAGUUCGAGUAGUCUUGUUGACUACGUUUAAUAAUACUAAGUUCUUCAGUUCUUCUGCACUCUGUUCCCAUAAUUUUCUCCAUCACUUUAAUAAUAGCCCUAGUCGUCUAAUUGUCGGUCCUAAACUGUCGUCGAAUUACGAAAAAAACUUGACUACGAUCGCGAAGGAGGCCGUCAACAAGAUGAUCUCUGCACCAGCCGCGGAUAGGAACAAGGAGCCAAUUUAUAACGUACUUAAAGAAGUAUUAGCAGAGAAAUGUAGCUCGGGCGGUGAACUGAAAGCGCUGGAGAUCGCGUCGGGGACGGGACAACACGUCUCGUAUUUUGCCAAAAAAUUUCCUUCCAUAAAUUGGACACCGAGCGAUGUCGAUAAGCGUUACUUUGGAUCUAUUACGGCUUAUGUAGAGGCUGAAGGACUGACUAAUGUUCAAGAAGCAGUGUUCAUCGAUAUCACCUCGGCUAUGGAAGAUUGGCCAGAGGGUGUAAAGUCGACGGAGUUUGAUUUGAUCUACAAUGCGAAUAUGAUCCAUAUCAGCCCCUUCGAAACUACGGUCGGACUGUUCAACGCUGCUGGGAAACUGUUAAAGAAAACCGGUCUUCUCAUCACAUAUGGACCUUAUGCAGAGUGUGGUCUUUUAACUCCAGACAGCAAUGUGGCCUUUGAUGAGAGUCUGCGUGCCCAAAACCCGCAGUGGGGGGUACGAGAUAUCGAAGAUUUGGUCAACCUUUCGGCUGAACAUGGACUGAAAUUACUGAAAAGAUUUGACAUGCCGGCUAACAAUAAGACACUUGUAUGGAUAAAGGAAUGAAAUCUUAGUUAUUUUUUGGAGUAGUUUAGUAGUUAAUUAAUGAGUUAACGAUUAAGACAUUCCGGUGGUGACGAAUCGAAUAGUUGAUUGCACAAUUCAUUUAUUAGUUCGAAUUAGGUACUUAAAUUAAAAAAAAAAAAUUGCGUAUUUUUGAAUCAAGAAUGAAAAAAAACAUGAUUAAAA
Folsomia candida is the source of this 1139-nucleotide messenger RNA. Its product is annotated as methyltransferase-like 26. The record is from RefSeq and is a predicted model, not a curated record. The transcript is spliced from 4 exons. Bases 120 to 956 code for a protein of 278 amino acids. Lineage: Eukaryota; Metazoa; Arthropoda; Collembola; Entomobryomorpha; Isotomidae.